Molecule: messenger RNA, 2682 nt
Organism: Mya arenaria
Lineage: Eukaryota; Metazoa; Mollusca; Bivalvia; Myida; Myidae
Exons: 6
Coding region: 747-1613 (288 amino acids)
Source: RefSeq, a predicted model, not a curated record
ACAAAAGACUCUUUUGUAUUCUGAACGUGUUCUUUCAAUAACAACACGUAGUUCAAUGGUAUAAUGUAAAAUGUGGACAAAAAAGAGGACAUUAAUUAUCUUAAUUUUGCUCAUAAUUGGCGAAGUGCAUUACUUCGACUCAAGAAUGACAUGGGCCUUAAGUUUUAUUUUAUCAUGCUUGCUUACUUACAUAGCAUCAAAACGCCGUGUACGUCAAAAUACCCUAAAUCAAUGAUGUCGGGUUUUACUUGUGUACUCAAAUGACGAAAAUAUAUCGCUUACGGUAAACCAUUUUGACUAUAUAUAAUAGUUAGUGAAGCCAUAAAUAACUUGAUUGCUUAUCAAUACAGUUAACAGGAUUCCACUUUGACCACAUAUUACGUCAUUGUAACAGACUUGCGUGUAACCAUUUUAAAAGCUUUUAUCAUGGCGAGUGUAUGCCUUUAGGUGAUAACUUAGGUUGUAAAAUAUGGCUGAAGUUAUCUCCAAGGAGACAGUGGACAUCGCAAUCCAGUACGAUAAUGAAGACUUCUACAAGUAUCAGAGACACGGUUCCACGCGGAGAUCACAGAAAGGCAAAACAUCAAAGUUGCCAUGGGAAAAGAACCGUCAGAGGAAAAAGGAAAUACAACAGCUCAACAACGAAGUGGUCGACCUGGAUGAACAGUUACGCGUUUCAAACGAGAGACAUCGUGAAAUACUAGAGAAAAUCACUGAAUUAGCAGACAGCCACCCCAUGACCGUUCAUGGAAAAAAGGGUGAAUUACCAAUGUAAAAAUACUAUCGUUACCAGCAGUAAUGAUGAAGAAAACCCAAUAGAAAGGCUGGAAGUUCUUCUGCAAAAACUGACUGUAGGUCUGGACGAGAACACAAAAGCCAGGGCGGAAGCGGAGUACAAACAGAGAGAAUCUGAGAUACUCCUGAACGAAAUCAUGUCUUCUCUUAAGGAAUGCAAGCACUUGGUUUCUGAGCAGGGCUCGAAAUCAUCACGAAGUUUCAAUAAAGUAUGUUCUUUGCUUGAGAAGGUUGCCAUGGAUCGGUCAGAUUUAAGUGUGUUUAAAGAGGGUAUUCACACCCUCCGACAGAAUAUUCAGCGCCGUAUGGUCCGCAGAUGGGACGAUCUUCCACCGGCCACCCAGAUUACUGUUGAUAGAAUUGUGGCAAAAUUAGAUAUAACCGAAUGGCUUCAAUUCGCGCGAAUCCUCAAAGUUUCUCCAGCUAGUUUGAAAAUAGAUCCGGAGAGUUUUGAUGAUGACAUGAAGACUAGAGUGUUUGUAGAAUGGGUUGAGCAAUCACACGAACACAAUGAGGUAGUGUUACUCUCAUUGGUAGAGGGAAGAGUUGAAGAAAAGUGUGCCGAGGUUACCAGAGGCUAUAAAGAGCAGUGUUUUUCGAAGCCGCUGACAUCCAAUAUGUCCGCGAAUAGUCACACUCCGACGAAGACGGCCGCUGGCGACCUUGGUGCCGGGCACAAUCGGGAGGUUCCACCUGACAGCAGGACCAUGAUCGAGCACAUGAAGAUUUUGAUGGAGUUUGCACUUGACACAAACAGCAAGGUGGAAUUGGUCUUGAAACAUCAAGAAGCUGUGCAAUUAAUGUUAACCAAAACAUAAGGUGUAAAGACAACUUUCUCAUUGCUCCCGACGUUACAUGUUUUUGCCGUAGUGUGGAUUUUUCUGUUAUUUCCUCAAAGAAAAAAGUUAUGCCUACCUACCUACCCUGUUUUUGGAGACGUCUGUAGAAACAAAGACUUUUGGCUAGCCUAUUUGAGAAGUACAUCUGAUUAGGACAGAGUCAUACAGGGUAUUGAACUACACGUCAGAAAAUGAAUUACAAAUUGUUCAGUGUGAUAUAUUUAGUAAGAAAGACGUGUGCCAAAAAUGAUCUAAUCUAGAUAGAAUGCCAAUCUGAAUUAGCUGUUUAUUGUCGUUCGUUGUUCUUUAAUGCGUGGUUUAAGCUUGGGUAUUGGAUUUUUCAGUAGUUAGUUAGCACCAAGUCAUCGAUGUAAAUAAAUUUCAACAUUUUUAUGAGUUUACUAUCUAUGUUUUCUUUGUUAGUUCCCAGUUUUAGUACACUGAUGCUUUUUUAUUAUGAGACUCUAUGACCACACAGUUUUAAACCUUUUAUUUACUAAGGCAGACUGUGUGUGAUGUUCAUUAUUUCAAACAAUUACUGCCUCGUAUUUUUUAAAUGUUUUUGCAUUAGGAAAUCUGAAUUGUAUUCUUUCGUCUGCAGAUAGAGUUGGGAUCCCUAAUCAUUGAAGUACUUGAGGUUCACCAUUUAGUGCAUUGUUAUUUGUUUUAUUAUUAAGUUUCCUCAAGUUAAUGUAUACUAUUUAUAAGAUUUACAUUUUAGGUUUUUACUUUAUUCUGGAUUGUUGGGAUAAGAGUGAGGUUUGUGCACGCAAACUGGUUUAAACCCCCAGUAAAUUUACAUUCUACUGACCGUUCCAAGGCGGUACCUAACAAUCCUUGAUAAACACACCUAGUUUUUUAUAUAGUAAAAAUGUAUGCACUGUGUUGUUUGUGGAGUUUUCUAGUUAUCUAGAUCUAGGCACUGUUGCAUUUUCAUUUAAUCAACGUCAAAUUUAAUUGCAUUGCUCGUCAUGUUACUAUAUUUGUAUGUAUCAUAUUCAUAUUAUGUCAUACUUGACUCACGCUGAAUAAAACGAAAUCCAUUAAA